AUGCCUCGUCACCCAAUCGCCCUCUCACUCUCCGCGCCUUACCCAGCCCUUCCUACCCAAGCUGGCCCAACUCCAUCACCGCUUUUGGAGCUGAUCACGUCGACGCUCGGAAAUAGCGACUACGACCAGAUAUGUCUUCCAUUGACCAAUGGAAAAUGGCAAGAGAGAUGGGAGAGGCUAUGCCUUAGACCAAUGGACGAGGACGAAGCGAGUGUCAUAGCUGCUGGAGGGUCCAAUGGAGCAGCGGCAGCUCGAGCUAGAGAAGCUCUCGAUAAAGAAGCUGAUAUUUGGCGUAAGGAGGGUGGAUUGAGAAGGGACGAGGUGGUCAUCAGUCGGCUUGAAGAGACUCAACAUGUCAUUGCGUUGGCUUCUGAAUGGUUGGAAUUGGAUAGCAUGGAUGAGGGUAUCCGAUUCGAUUCAGAGUUGGCUCUUCGCUCAGAGAUGGCGUACGCACUGUACCUUGCCGUACCGACCCUGGUCAUUCCCGCUCCGUCCCUCGCCAACCGAUCUCAACUACCUGCUUACGCACGAGCCAUUGCUGGGUUGCUCCAGAUGGGGGGGACGACGGCGUUCACUCAAAUCUCCAUUCGUAUACCUAUCAGCGAUCCUACCGAGCUCAUCAAUCACGGUCCAAAUCCCGGGUCAACCUCAACGAGUCCGUCUGCUAAUCUCUUUUCUCCGUCGAAUUCGUCACAGGCAGAACAACUUAAUAACAGUCAUAAACGACUGUCUUCGCUCUCCACGAGACCAUCCUCCAUCAUUGGUCACGGAUCUCUAGGUAUAACUCCGGGUUCCAUCUCUGGAAUGGCCGUAUCAGCUUCCGGUGCAAGGAUCCCCAGCGCGUCUAGUGCCAUGAGCGGUGUCUCAAGUUCAUUGUCCAUCAAAUCGACCACGACUGUUGCUCCAGGUGCAAGUGGAGAUCCCAGCUCAACCUGGGAAAUGUGGGAGUGCAUCAGGAGAAUGUGCGGGUACAACAAUCGAUUGACAGUCACUUUGGAUUUGACCAACCCUCUGCCGCCUUCCGCUGGAGCGCUAGCUCGGUGGAUAUCAGAACCCGUCAAACAGGUCUGGCUACCAGCUUCAUCCUUCAUCCCAAACGCCAAAGGCUACCCUGUCUUGAGCAAGGCGUGUCAAGCAUUUCUGAGAGGUAUCUCGAAGCUGGGCCCAACCUAUAUCUUAGCCAACACUCAGCCCACGAAACAUCAGUCAGGUGGACCAAACGCCUACCUUCAAUACGUUCGACAUGUUACGUCUACGGCUGGUCCUGCGAAUGCCAACUCAGGUACUGCAGCAGCAGCCAAUAUCCCCGAUAGCGGACCGAGCGAGUUCACAGUGGGCUACGGGGACUUCCUUCAAGCGCCGCUACAGCCUCUUAAGGAUGAUCUCGGCAGUGCAACGUAUGAGAUCUUUGAGCGUGAUCCAGUAAAGUACAGGCAAUACGAAGAGGCCAUCUAUCUCGCCCUGUCCGAUCUACCACAAUCAUCCACCCAUGUCGUAACUGUCGUCGGAGCCGGCAGAGGGCCAUUGGUGACCUGCGUUCUGAGCGCACUGCAACGAUCAGGUCGAAAAGCGAGAGUCUAUGCCGUAGAGAAAAAUCUGAGCGCUUUAGUGACUCUUGAGGAAAGAAAAGCGUUAGAAUGGCGCGAUGCGGUACAGGUCAUCCGAGGUGACAUGCGCUCGGUCGCCGUUCCGGAACCAGCAGAUAUCAUCGUCUCAGAACUGCUUGGCAGCUUUGGAGACAAUGAGCUGAGUCCAGAAUGUCUAGAUGGAGCGUUGAGAUUCUUGAAGCCCCAAGGCAUCUCCAUUCCGAUCUCGUACACCGCUCAUCUGGCUCCGGUGUCCUCAUCAAGACUGCAUUCCGAGGUGCUCGCCGCAAAGUCGCCAGGAGCCUCAGAGACCCCAUACGUCGUCAUGAUGCAGGCCGUGAAUGUUUUGUCUGGUGAUGGUGGAGGCGCAAGUGGUCGAUGUGGCGAUCGGAUUCAACAGUGUUGGCUCUUUGAGCAUCCCAGGAGGGAUCUAGUACUGAAUGCGGACGGCACACCACUGACCAAUUCUCACAACACUCGCUCUGCCAAUCUUCUCUUCCACAUCCCCUUUGCAGGCAACCUUCACGGUCUCGCAGGGUACUUUGAAGCCCACCUCUACUCCAAUAUUGGCCUGUCAAUCCAUCCCGAAAAUGCACACCGUGUCUCACCCGACAUGUUCUCCUGGUUCCCUCUGUUUUUCCCAUUUAAAGAACCUCUCUACUUGCCUUCUGGAUCAGAGCUGGAAGUCGGCAUCUGGAGACUAUGGGACGGUUUGAAAGACAAAGUCUGGUACGAGUGGAGUGCCGAAUCGUACCUUCCUCUCAUCGGUUCUGGUGGACCUACUCCCUCCUCCGCCUCGGGUCAACCUAGCGAAAGGCUCAUCAAUGGUCAAAGGAUAACGAGUACAGGUGGUCCUAGUACGCCGAACCUUGGAUCUGGAACUAUCGCUAGUCCGAUGAUGGAUGCUCCUUUCUCGCCAGGUACGAAUCAGAACGGAUCAAGAGAUGCUGGAUCGUCAGCAAUGAUGAGAGUCAAGAUUGGACAAACUAGUCUACACAAUGCGGGUGGAGUUCACUCAUGGGUAGGACUGUAA
Messenger RNA from Kockovaella imperatae, 2619 nucleotides. RefSeq names its product putative shk1 kinase-binding protein 1. Gene Ontology annotation, biological process: peptidyl-arginine N-methylation; regulation of DNA-templated transcription. Gene Ontology annotation, cellular component: nucleus; cytosol. NCBI's taxonomy places the organism in Eukaryota, Fungi, Basidiomycota, Tremellomycetes, Tremellales, Cuniculitremaceae. Bases 1 to 2619 code for a protein of 872 amino acids. The record is from RefSeq and is a predicted model, not a curated record. The transcript has 9 exons.